AAAUUCUCAUUUUGUCUGAAGGAAACAGACUUUUACCGCGGUUUAUCCUCAGCCAGGCGGAUAUUGUGUAUUUUAGGACGAUGCCUUUGCAGCACCCCAGGUUCCAGUAACAGCUCAGACUGAAGUGUUGCGGAGUCAGCGGAGACACAACUUGCCAUGGGUCCCCUCACCACACCGAAAAAGGGAAGAGAAGUGGGUUCUUCUGAUCCCUGGACACCAACUUCUAACUUGAAAAUGCUCAUCAGUGCUGCGAGUCCAGACAUCAGGAAUCGAGAAAAGGAGCUGUGUAUGGACAUAUCUGGUCAGGACGCACCGGGAUCAGUACAGGACUCUGAAAAUGGAGACGAGUCUGAGAAACUAAUCAGCAGAAAAGAGAAGAGCCUGGGUUUGCUCUGUCAUAGAUUCCUUGCUCGCUACCCAGACUACCCAAAUCCUGGCCUCAACAACGACAUCUGUCUGGACGAUGUGGCUACAAAGCUCAGCGUGGAGCGGCGGCGUAUUUAUGAUAUCAUGAACGUACUGGAGAGCCUGCACAUGGUGAGCCGCUCUGCCAAGAACCGCUACAUGUGGCACGGCCGCACCAAGCUGACCCAGACACUGGCUAAACUGAAGCAGGUGGGUGAGGAGCACCGCUACGGGCAGCAGAUGCAGCAGAUCCGCCAGCGUCUCCUGGAGCAGGAAUUUGACUUGGACGGGGAGGAGAAGGAGAAUGAGGAGGUGGCAGAGCUGGAGAGUGGCGAGCAGGGACAGAAGGAGCUGUUCUUCGUGGAGCUCCCGGGAGUAGAGUUUAAAGCCGCUUCUGUGAACAGUCGGAAGGACAAAUCUUUGAGGGUGAUGAGCCAGAAGUUCAUCAUGUUGUUCCUGGUGUCUUGUCCUCGUGUUGUCAGUUUGGACGUGGCCGCCAAGAUCCUGAUUGGCGAAGAUCAGGUCGCAGAUCAAGACAAGAACAAGUUCAAGACUAAAGUGCGGCGGCUCUACGAUAUCGCUAAUGUGCUUCGAAGCCUGAAGCUCAUUGAGAAGGUCCAUGUGACAGAGGAGAGGGGGAAGAAGCCGGCUUUUAAAUGGGUGGGACCUGAAGAAUUCCCAGAAGUCAAAGACUGCAUGAGCUCCCCGUCUGCACAGAGAAGCGCACUGGAGCCUCGUGCCUCCGCAGAGAACUGUGCCAAAAACCUCUUUUCAUCGCCUGCAGCUAAACGCAGCUUUACCCGACACCCCUCCCUCAUAAAGCUGGGCCAAGAGCAUCCAAGACGACGCCGCAAGAUUAACUCCGCCCCCAGCAGCCCCGUCAAGACGGGCCUGGGUGAUUUAUCGAACACUGAUGUCGCGAACAAAAUGGCACUUGCUGCUAUUUGUCAGAUUGAGCUCGACCAGGAGUCUGAGACUGGAGGUGAUGAUUGUCAGUCUGCUGACACCGACAAAGCAGCAGGCCACGAGGAAAGCACUGAACACUAACGGUCCAACGCCACCAUCACGUGCAGCCUUACUCGUCCAACCCAGGACUGAGUCAACACUAUGGUCUGCCCUACCCCCUCCCAGUCUAAAACCAGAGUUUCCUACAUCCCUGCACAAUGCCCCCCCCUCAUCCCAGUGCUGGUACCUCACAAGCGAGGAGGCGGCCUCACCAUGUAUUUGCCCUCGUCCUCAAUCAGAAACCCUCUGGCCAGACCGCAGCCAACCAGCCUGGCUGUGCGCUCCAUGACCUUUGAAGAUAAGACUGGGCAGAGCCCAACGGCCAACAGUCAGCCUGUCUCCCAGGCGCCAGAUGUCAGCCAAUCAGUGCCCAAAAGGAUGUCCAGAGAGUCUGUCUGUGAGACCAGCCCUCCAAAGUCAGGAAGACAGACCCCAGACACGUCUCCAAAGCUCAGUCAUGUCCUUCAGGCUCACCCGAGGCCCCGUCAUGGUAUCUUACUCUCCACUCGACCCUCCAAUCGGGCACUCCAUCUGGACCCGGAGUUUGUCAACACCCCAGGCAGCGCUUGUGGCCCAAGAGGCUCUGGGCAGAGCAUGGAGACCUUCAUGGACAAGGAGGACAGGGUGGCAAAUUCCGACAGUGAAGCUGGUUUAACACCAGUCAGAACUGUGCCUCUCCCACGGGGACAGCUCCGCACCGAGACUUUAGUGCCAGCAGGAUAUCUGAUCCAUUCCCAGCAGCCUCUCAUCAGCUUCAAGGAAGGUCAGGAGUCAGGUGGAGAAAACAUCAAGAGUUCAACUCCUGCUUACAUCUAUCACACACCAACUGCAGGCUCCAGACCAGCUGCCACUCAAGAGGCCACACCCACCAACCUUCAUCUACACAGGCUGGUCGCCGUCUCGCCUCAUUCCACACAGCAGGCCCACCGCAUCCACAGUCCCAGUCCUGCCAUCGUUAACUUCACCCUGCAGAACAUGGGCCUGAUCCCAGGCUCAACCCCCAACACCCCAGAGGGUCCCGCCGGCUUGUCCAGCCCCCUGCAGGGGGCGCUGUCUCUGCAGCAGAGAGGAAUGGUCUUCAUCAGGCCAGCGUCCCCUGUCCAGGCCACGCCUGCGCAGUCACUGGCCCUCCUCAGUGUGCAGCAGCCUCUGAUGACCACCCCCAAAGGCACAGCCCUCCCCCAGCACAGCUUCUUCCACACACCCGUCUCCCUCUCGCCUCUGGCUGCCGUGGUAACCAGCAGGGGCACCACCUCCACCAAAAUGGUUUACAUCCCUCAGAGGAAGCUGGACGUGAGCACUGAGGACUCCUGAACCUGAGCGGGAGCCCGGACACAGCUGAUUACCUCUGAACGUUUCGCCGCGGUGACACCGUUUCACUCUCAGAUCAUUUCAUCACGUUGUUGUGAACAGAGAAAGGUUUAUAUUGUGGUUUUUU
Molecule: messenger RNA, 2848 nt
Organism: Thalassophryne amazonica
Lineage: Eukaryota; Metazoa; Chordata; Actinopteri; Batrachoidiformes; Batrachoididae
Gene: e2f8
Product: E2F transcription factor 8
Biological process (GO): regulation of transcription by RNA polymerase II
Cellular component (GO): RNA polymerase II transcription regulator complex
Molecular function (GO): DNA-binding transcription factor activity, RNA polymerase II-specific; RNA polymerase II cis-regulatory region sequence-specific DNA binding
Source: RefSeq, a predicted model, not a curated record